Messenger RNA from Symbiodinium sp. CCMP2456, 1863 nucleotides. NCBI's taxonomy places the organism in Eukaryota, Dinophyceae, Suessiales, Symbiodiniaceae. The record is from the annotation of a GenBank genome assembly.
AUGGGCUGCGGCUCGUCGGUCGCCCUUGAUCCAGACCCAGUUCUUCCAGUGCACAAGGAGCCAGAGCCGGCUUCCAUCCAGAAUCUGGAUGACAUUGACCCAGGCGAAAACAUUCCAAAGGAGGAUUUGCCUGAGUGCCGAUUGAGAAUUUUCCAUGUAAAUGAUGUUUACACUUUGGAGAACUUUCCACUCCUUCGGAGCUGCAUCGAUGCGAUGAGCGAGGGCCUGCCCAAAUCCAAUGUGCUCGUGACCUUGGGCGGUGACUUUCUCGGCCCCUCGCUUCUGUCUUCGGUAGACCAUGGUCGAGGAGCUGUAGCGGUCAUGAACGCGAUUCCUGUGCAUGCAGUUUGUUUUGGAAACCACGAGUGCGACGUCCCCUUUCUCAGCAUGUGCCAACGAGUGCAAGAGUUUCAGGGCGUUUGGCUGAAUUCCAAUAUCCCAACAUUCUCAGAAGAAAAAGCCUUAAGCUCUCUGGCGGACAACCAUGUGAUGCAGCUGGCUGAGGGUAGGUCCGUCGCACUGAUCGGACUUCUUUGUGGCGGGGGCAAGGAUGCCAGUCUGUACAGACAGGGUGCUUUCAACGGACAUGCUGCGAAGAUAGUGCCGGUGCUAAAGGCUGUGGAUGGUGCAGUGGCACGUGUGCGCACAGCACACCCAAAUAUUGACUGUAUCAUCCCCAUGACGCAUCAGGAGAUGCCCGAUGACAUAGAAAUGACAAAGCGCGGACACAAGUUUCCGGUGAUUUUGGGUGGACACGAUCACCACGUCUUCAACGAGGUGCAUAACAACACUCAUAUCGUCAAGGCAGGAGCUGACAUCUUCAAUGUGGCCGUGGUCGACAUCGUGUGGGACAAAGGACCUGCUGGAUCUGAACCGACGACAGUAAGCGUCCAAAUGGUCCCUUUGGCAACUCCACCGAAGUACAACGGACCUCCUCUGGAGUUGGUCUACAAGCCUGAUCCUGCAGUUUUGGAGGAGGUACAGAAGAGGCAGAGGCCCGCAGAAGAGCUGAAGGAGGCAACGUUGGCAGUGUUUGAAGCAGACGGCUCUCUCACAUCCAUGGGUGUCCGCCUCGGAGAGCGCAGCAUGGCCACCUUAAUCUGCACAGCCUUGCGAGAUGUUGCCGGCGGAGAUGGAGCCGUAAUCAACGCUGGCAGCAUUCGUGGAAACAAAGCGUACACCGACGGAAAAGUACGGUUUGCCGACUUGAAUGCGGAAUGUCCGUAUCCUUCAUCGCAAAUCGUGGUGAAGAUUCCUGGUGCAAUCCUUUUCGAAGCUAUAGCAGAAAGCCGUGCACCAUGGCGUGGUGCAGCAUCGGCAACGCACCAACGUGCAGACUCCGCGGGCCCAGGCGCCUCAAGAGAUGCUCUCCACUGUGAUGACGGAAUGAAGGUUGACCCGAAUACUUCCAUGGUCUUUGAGGUUGCCGGACAGCCUUUCGACCCGGAUCGCAUGUAUCGAAUUGUGAUUGAUUCUUUCAUAAUGCGGACAAAUGUUGUUUUCAAGCGGUACGCAGAAGCUCAUCCCGAAGAGAUUCCCUCCGAUGAGUCCGGGCAGCCAGCUCUGCCGCUGUUGGUGCAAUAUUUCUGCAACCGAAUCUGGGCAAGUCUUUGUGAUGUGAACAAGGACGGUACAGUGGAGAUGCAUGAGAUUGAUGAGUUUUUUGACGAGGCUGACACAGAUGGGAAUGGCGAGAUUGACCUAGAUGAGCUUAUGGUAGCAAUGUCUUUCAGGCUGGGUGAUUUGGAUGUGAGCAGAAUACUUGCUCAACAGUGCAUAGGCUUUGCAGAUGCCGACAAGAACGGCACCAUCAGCAAGCAGGAGCUUCGUACGUUCAUAGAAUCAGAAAUUAUCAAGAGAUGA